UUAGCCCACGGGGGCCUUGCCCUUACCUUGCUUCAACCCCACUUUAUCAGAUCAUAGUGCCCCUCUUUCUCUCUGUCUUGGUCUAUAAUCGUCUCUCUCUCCUGCAGAUGAGACCACACUGCAUGCCUUUAUCUCCCUCCCUCUCUCUCUAAACAGUUAGUUUCUCUCUCUUGCUUGCUGCGAUGCCACUGCUUACUUUUUUUUUUAUUUACAUGCUAGUUUCUUCAUCUUCACUUUAUUAAAAUUGCAGCUGUUAUCGUCUCUAGCUUAAGGCUCAAGCAUCGAACUGCCUGCUGUCGCCUGAGCUCAGCUGAGCUGCUGAGAUAGCGAGCCAGCCAUCGCUUUUAUAUCGCCCGCCAGGCCGUCUCAUCAUCAUUGUUGCCAUCACCUGCCGCUAGCUGGCCGGGCGCCAGCCCGCAGUAGUAGUCGUCAAGAAACUGAUCGAUCGCUCGCUCCGAGCGCACAACGGUCGGGCCGGCGGCGGGGGCAGCUAGAGAGGACGUUGCAGUCUCAGUCCACCGACCGACAUGGGGCGUGAGGCGGCGGCGACGAGGCCCAAGCUGCGGAGGGGCCUGUGGUCGCCGGAGGAGGACGAGAAGCUCUACAACCACAUCAUCCGGUACGGCGUCGGCUGCUGGAGCUCAGUCCCAAAGCUCGCAGGCUUAGAGAGAUGCGGCAAGAGCUGCAGGCUGAGAUGGAUCAACUACCUGAGGCCUGACCUCAAGAGGGGCAGCUUCUCCCAGCAGGAGGAGGACCUCAUCAUCAGCCUCCACAAGAUGCUAGGCAACAGGUGGUCCCAAAUCGCGUCGCAGCUGCCGGGCCGGACGGACAACGAGAUCAAGAACUUCUGGAACUCGUGCAUCAAGAAGAAGCUCCGGCAGCGGGGCAUCGACCCGGCAACCCACAAGCCGCUCGACGACGACGACGCCUCCGCCGCAGCCAACAACGCCGCCGAGGCGCCACGGGACGACUGCAACCAGCUCCCGGCCGCAACCGACGACCACUGCUUCGCCAUGGGCGGCGCCCGCAGCGACCCCAUCGCGCCGCACUCCCCGACCGUCAGCUUCGACCCGCUGUCCGUGACCAACGUCCCGGCAAUGCAGGGCUCCUACGGCGCCGCGCACUCCUUCCGCUCGGCGGACAACCUCUGCGACUACGGCGGCGUGGACGUGGCCUCCGACGCCGCCACAUACAGCGCCUACACGGGCGGCGGCGCCGACAGCUCCAGCAACAGCAACGGCACCUGGACCUGCGGCGGCAAUGUCGUCGGCGGCGGCGAGCCGAUGCCGCACAUGGACAUGUUCGGCCGUGACGCCGCCGAGGCGGCGUACCACCAGUUCGACCCGGCCAAGUACAGCCCCUGGCAGCAGCACGAGGCGGCGAGGCUCCACGACGGGGUCGGCGGCGCGGCGAGCUUCCCGAUCCGGUCGAUGUCGAGGGACCUGCCGGAUUCCUGCUUCGACCUCGCCCGCAGCGCGCUGGAGGACGAGUUCAGCGUCGACUUCCUCUGACCCCCACGCCGAGAGGUCGUUGUCUCCAUCGGUCACCCGACAGACACACAGAUAUACACACACACUUCACUACUACCUCAUCACAAGAUCACCCAACAAAAGAUACUCCAGAAAGCAUCCUGCCUGGCAUGUUCGUUAUUUUCUUCUCUUUUCAUCUGCUGGUCCUACUUAUUUGGAUCAAGUUGUUUACUUAACACACACGUUGGUAUAAUAUGUGUCCAUAAUAAGGGAUAUUAUAUAUACUAUAUACCUCAAUUCCUGGGGACCGAAAAUUGUAUGGGAAUCCAAUCGUAAUAUA
Messenger RNA from Setaria italica (foxtail millet), 1809 nucleotides. Its product is annotated as myb-related protein Hv33. The transcript is spliced from 3 exons. Gene Ontology annotation, biological process: regulation of stomatal movement. The coding region runs from base 528 to 1511 and encodes 327 amino acids. The record is from RefSeq and is a predicted model, not a curated record. NCBI's taxonomy places the organism in Eukaryota, Viridiplantae, Streptophyta, Magnoliopsida, Poales, Poaceae.